Messenger RNA from Rhopalosiphum maidis (corn leaf aphid), 551 nucleotides. Its product is annotated as peptidyl-tRNA hydrolase 2, mitochondrial-like. The record is from RefSeq and is a predicted model, not a curated record. Gene Ontology annotation, molecular function: peptidyl-tRNA hydrolase activity. Bases 30 to 512 code for a protein of 160 amino acids. Gene Ontology annotation, cellular component: mitochondrion; cytosol. The transcript has a single exon. Lineage: Eukaryota; Metazoa; Arthropoda; Insecta; Hemiptera; Aphididae.
AAAAAAUCAAAAACUUGCAAACAAAAACAAUGUUUGAUAUUUCCAAUCAUGAAUUUAUUACUCCAUUUGUUGUUGGUCUUUUGAUUGGCACAGGAGUUUCAUAUGGAUAUCGCAACAUUCGACCACUACUUUCUGGAUCAUUAAAUGCACUUUCUGUACACAAUAAACUUGUAUUAGUAGUCAGAAAUGAUUUGGGAAUGACUAAAGGUAAAAUAGCAGCACAGUGUUCCCAUGCUUCUGUUGAAUGUUAUAAAGCGGCAAUGCAACAUAAACCUCAAAUGGCAAAAAUGUGGCAAAUGACUGGACAAAGGAAGAUUGUAGUUAGUAUUAACAAUGGUGAAAAAGGUCUUAAUGAAUUAUCAAAGGUUGCAAAAUCCCACAAAGUACUUUCUUGUAUUGUUUAUGACGCUGGAGCAACUCAAGUCAAAGCGGGAACACCUACUGUAAUAGGUAUUGGUCCAGCUAACUCUGAUGUUAUUGACCAGAUCACUGGGCACUUAAAACUUAUUUGAGUUGUAGAAUUUCAAUAUAGUAUUUUAUUUUUAAAAGUA